Molecule: messenger RNA, 618 nt
Organism: Blepharisma stoltei
Lineage: Eukaryota; Ciliophora; Heterotrichea; Heterotrichida; Blepharismidae
Source: the annotation of a GenBank genome assembly
AUGGCCGCAGAAGAAGAACUUGGCGAAUACCUCCUAGUCCAGGAAGAUGGCACACAGGUAAAAUCUUCAUGGUUUUACACAGGGACUGGCACAGCUACCUAUCCCAAUGGAGAAAUCUAUGAAGGAGAGUUCAAAGAUGGGAGAAAGCACGGAAAAGGCACCUAUACCUAUUCAAAUGGCGACAAAUACGUCGGAGCAUAUGAAAAUGACCAAAAACAAGGCAUAGGAAAAAUGACUUACAAUGAAAAAGGAGAAUACCACGGUUAUUUCAGAGCCGGACUAAAAGAUGGGGAAGGAGUUUUCAAAUAUGCCAAUGGCGAUAUAUAUAGCGGCCAAUGGAAAAGUGGCAAAAAAGAAGGAAAAGGGACUUACAUCGUAAAAGAAAGUGGCGCGAAAUUAGUAGGAGUUUGGGCUGAUGGGAAAAUUAUGAAGGGGAAAUGGAUUUUCAAGAACCAAAGCUUUUAUGAAGGGCAAUUCGAUCAUAAUAUGCCAAAAGGCAAAGGGGUUUGGAAUUUCUGUAAUGGGAAUGUGGUCGCUGGAGAAUAUGUUCAGACGAUUUUGCCAAGUGAAGAAGAAGAUAAGUAUCCAAUUACUUUAUCUUGGAGAAGUAAGGAAUAA